AUGCACCACUUGCCCCAGCAGUGGGCAGGCAAAGGAAAGUUUCCAGAAGAGAAGUGGGAUGAGGAAGCCACCGGCCAAAGCAACACUACUACAACAGCUUCAGUCACAGCUCCUUCAAGCACAACUUCAACCAUAACUCCUCUCCCCACAUCUACCACAACUGCUACCCCCGCAAGUCCUACCUCGGGCUCCACCACAACUACUACCCCCUCAAGUCCUACCUCGGGCUCCAGUCCUUGCCAAAAAGCGUCCUGUGGAGGUGGUUCUUCUUGUAUUGCUCUGUGUAACAGCUCGUUUUGCCUGUGUUUAGAAGGGUAUUACUAUAAUGCUUCCACGUGUAUGAAAGGAAAAGUAUUCCCUGGGAUCAUUCGAGUGGCAGAAUCAGAAACAGCUGGCUUGGAAGAUAAAAAUUCUAUGGCCUAUCAAAACUUCCAUAAUAAAAUUAAUGACUUUUUUCGAGAGGUAUUUACAAAUUCCACGAUGGAUUCUGAUUAUGGGCAGACUGUAAUUGGUAAAGCCAGCACAUCUCUUCCAGCAAGAUCUGGAAUACGUGCUGACAAGACUGUUGAAGUUUCAGUGGUCAACAUUUUUGUAGAAACUACAAAAAAUGAUGAGCGUAGUGUGUCUGCACUAAUUAUGAAGGCACUUGAAAAUGGUAAAAGUGGCAUUGAAAACUAUACUGCACAAAGUCAGUGUGAGUACCAUGGUUGUAAAACGAACGCUGGAGAUGACUGCAGUGAUGGUUUACAAUGUGUAUGCGAAGAUGGGCUCCAAAGACCUAACCCACAGGUCCCUUUCUGUUUGAGGUUGCCUUCAACCUGUCCCAGUAACUGCAAUGAAACGUACAACAAGCAAUGCUUACAGAAGGGUGAUGGCCGCUCCUAUAACUGCGUGUGCCUGCCAGGCUACCAGGACAAAUACGGAAUCUGUGAAAAGUGUCCAUUUGGCUACAGUGGAGUUGACUGUAAUGACAAAUUUCAGCUGAUCCUCACCAUCGUGGGAACCAUUGCUGGCAUCCUCAUUCUCGGCAUGGUGACUGCACUUAUUUUCUCAUCAAGAUCAAAGAACAAAAAGAAGAAUACUGAAGAACAGAACUUGAUUGAGAACAGCUUUCCAAGUCUACGGCUGCAGCCGACAGGAGUCACCAACUUCGGGGCAGAUGGAAGCAUCUUCCCUAAAAUCAGGGUGGCGGCCCCCAGAGACUCUCAGUUCCCAAAUCCAUAUGUAAACCCGAAAGGCGCCCUCCCUUCCCCACGAAGCGUGUCGUCUUGCGGUGACCCGCGCAGGCGCCUCCGGUCCACCUCGAGCGCGGGCUGGCCGGGCGGCUUCGGGAGGAAGCGAGGAUCACCACCAGGUCCCACAGUACCUGCUCUCGCUCCUGAAGUCCGGCCACCGCCUUUGCCCCGAAGGAAUCUCGGUUUGCCUAAAGGAGCGUGCCCCGCCCCCUGCCCGCAGCGACAGCUUGCUAAGAAAGCCGAGGAGCCCCUACCCAGCGAUUUCGAAAUCCCCAGGUCCGCCGGAAGGGACUCGCACCUGGGCGCCCUCAGGCUGCGGCGUCGCGGCGGGUCCCCGCGCGGGGCGGAGCUGGCUGGCAGGGAGCUCGCCCCGCCCCGUCCCGCAGUAAACUGA
Molecule: messenger RNA, 1629 nt
Organism: Trichechus manatus latirostris (Florida manatee)
Lineage: Eukaryota; Metazoa; Chordata; Mammalia; Sirenia; Trichechidae
Gene: MUC13
Product: mucin 13, cell surface associated
Exons: 12
Coding region: 1-1629 (542 amino acids)
Biological process (GO): heart development
Source: RefSeq, a predicted model, not a curated record